This is a messenger RNA of Pseudomyrmex gracilis, 4076 nucleotides long. It is a transcript of the gene scny, whose product is annotated as ubiquitin carboxyl-terminal hydrolase 36. Gene Ontology annotation, cellular component: cytosol; nucleus. Gene Ontology annotation, biological process: protein deubiquitination; regulation of apoptotic process. The transcript is spliced from 7 exons. Bases 435 to 3017 code for a protein of 860 amino acids. NCBI's taxonomy places the organism in Eukaryota, Metazoa, Arthropoda, Insecta, Hymenoptera, Formicidae. Gene Ontology annotation, molecular function: cysteine-type deubiquitinase activity; cysteine-type endopeptidase activity. The record is from RefSeq and is a predicted model, not a curated record.
CCGCUCUCUGAUUCCUCUCUGGUGAUGCUAUGUAAGGAUGACUUCCUUUCCCGCGUGUCCAAUACGAGCAAAUGUGAAAUCAUUUGAUGAUAUGAUCGAUAUGUGAUGAUCGGCGUGUAAGCGAGACACAAAUCUUGACAUUUCUUACGUUGCGCGAAACAGAAAAAUUAAGAUAAGUAAUAAAAGUGACGCGAAAAAGUAGUCGUAACAGAGACACGCGCUUAACGGCUUCGUCCGGUAACCGCGUCGGACCGAGUAACCGCUUCGCAUCGCUUGUGAUGAAUCGAUAGUUACACGCGGUUCUGUAAAUCACAAUUCACGAGAAAUUUACAUCAAAUGUUUCUCGCAUAUUUCGUCACACAGCCGCUCUAGAAUUAAUAUACAUUGUCAAGCAGAUAUAAAAAUAUCAUAAAGAAUUUGAAACAGCACUGAAAAUGCCUGCAGUUAGCAUUUGUGAUCCCAUUGCAGCCAGGCUUCAUUGUGCUUUAAACAAUAGUGGUUCAUCAAAAAACACAGAUAAUCUCUCACUUGAAUUAGUCAGCAGUGCUUCUCGAAUUAUGCAAACAGAAAUUCAUUAUGAAGAAUUAAAAGACUAUCAGGUGACAAAUCAGGUGAAAGCUAACUGCAACAUUUUUCUUAAUUUAUCCUCUCCUGAGAAUUUUGAGAAAAACAAAGUAAAGGAUAACACAAAUAGUAAAAAGAAGAAUGAUGUGAAAGGACCGGUUCUACCUGAACCUGCUGUUGUUUUAUAUUCUCCCAAAAAAGUCCAUCUAGGAUGGAAAGGCACAUUUCCAGUAGGAGCAGGAAUGCAAAAUAUUGGAAAUACUUGUUAUUUGAAUAGUACACUUCAAGCAUUAUUUCAUGUUCCGGCUCUUGUCAAUUGGUUACUGUCUGACUCACAUCAUAAUUCAAAAUGUGAACAAAACGAUGGUGGUGGAGAAUGUCUUACAUGUGCAGUGGCCAAGACACUACAGUUCAGCCAUCAGAAAUCUGGAAGUGCAAUCAAGCCAUUUUAUAUAUAUAAUAAACUAAAAUUUAUUUGCAGAACUAUGGUACCUGGACAACAAGAGGAUGCUCAUGAAUUUUUACGUUAUUUAUUGGAAGGAAUGGAACGUGCGUAUUUGUCUAGGCAUAAAGCAACUAAAUUGGAUAGCUAUUCUAAAGAAACAACGCCUAUUAACCAAAUAUUUGGUGGCUACAUUCGUACUGAAGUCAAGUGCCUACAGUGUCAACAUGUAUCCACUACAUUUCAACAUUUUCAAGAUUUGCUUGUGGAUAUACGCAAGGCAAAUACAUUGGACGAAGCAUUAAAUAGUUACUUCAGUAGAGAACAAUUAGAUAACAACGAUUACAAAUGUGAAGCCUGUAAGAGAAGAGUGCCUGCCACGAAACAAUUCACUCUAGAACGCCCACCAAAAGUGUUGUGUGUGCAAUUGAAACGAUUUAGCGUUUUAGGAGGAAAAAUAUCUAAACAUAUUGGUUUUAAGCCAACCAUAGAUAUGGGUCCGUACUUGUGGAGAGAAUUCGGAGAAUCUUCGAAACAACUCACAUAUAAACUCGUGUCUAUUGUAACCCACAUGGGUCCUUCUCCAAAUUGUGGCCAUUACACUGCAGUUGCACAAGUGUCAAGUGGUCAAUAUUAUUCCUUUGAUGACUCGUAUGUUCGUCCAAUAACUCUUAAUAAUGUGUUAAAUAUACACGCGUAUAUUAUGAUUUUUGAAAUGGAGAAUAAUAGUCAGAAUCAACAGACUACAAAACUAAACGGCACGGCGUCCGCAAUGAACAUAUCGACGGCUCUGUCCAGUUCUACAAACAAAUCUCUCGGAUCCAAAGCGUCCGCUGGAUGUUCCGUGAACGGAUCGUUAAACGAACUGUCAAAUGAUAUUAACAAUGAUUCGAGUAAACCAACACUAAUUGGUCCACAGCUGCCACAGCAAAAAAGUAUAGAAUUAAGCCUUCCUCUAGAAAAAUUCACUGUUAAUCAUUUACCACAAAAGAUACACGAUAAGUCGUAUAUUAAGAAUGGAAAGAUUUCAAACGGAAAUAGCUUGGUGCCCUACGAUUCUAGUGAAGAGGAAGACAGUUAUCCCUCCGGGACAGGGAGUUUGAAAAAUCAAACGUCAAAUGCUUUAGUUCGAAUUAAUGCUACGAAUGGUGUGCCAAACUCUUCUCUUUUGAAGGAUGCAUCAAAACCUAUUAUUAAUUGUAAAGAGAGAACCAACAUCAAGAUCAAUACUAACGGCGUAUCAGCUGUUACAACGCAAGCCACGGUUACACAAUGUACAAAAUCACAGAAUGGAUCUAAUACUAACGGCCGAGUAAGCUUGCCGAAGCAUCAAAAUGGGAAAUUAGAAAUGAAAAGUCAGUCGGAACGAGACAAGAAUACAUGGCGCGUCCAGUGUAUAAGAGCUAAGGAUGUACAAGAAGAGAAUGUGUCUACAAAAGCCAGUGCUAAGACCUGGCAAGUUUCUAAAGAUACGUCUUCCGCGUUUUCUGGAGUAGCGACCAACGGUUGGAGUCUUUCCGAUGUCAAGGAGGAUACAAAGCUAAAUCAAAAUAAUGCAACACUGAGUGCUGCGGAUGUGCGAGAUUUUAACGGCACCAAUCGCUCGGACACUGUUUCAUAUUUGUUGAAAAUGACAAAUCGAGGAUACGCGAGUUCUUCAGUAACGAAUUGGAAUGGCAGUAAAACGCAGCUUGACCGAGAUGUCGAUAAUGAAAGACGAGAAGAACGUAAACGCCAUUUUAACGCAGAUGACGAAGAAAUGGACAAAGGUCGAACGAAGAAAGUCAAGGAUCACACAAAUCGUCGAUCUUACGAAGAAAGAUCUACGAUUUAUAAUCCAUUCCAAGAGUAUCAAAACAAACCCUGUUUUGAACGUCGAUUAGUAAAUCGAUCGUCAGUUAAUAACAGUCAUAAUCGAAGACGUUACUAUAAUACCACCUAUGCGCGUUCGCGGCAUGGGAGUUAUAGACAGUCAUAUUGUAAUAAUAAAUAUCGUUAUAGAUAUACAUAAAUGUCAUACUUACGCUCACUUUCGCAAUUGUCGACAGUGUGAACGUUAGACGAGAAUGAAUAGAAACAUAUUCAAAGAGAGAAAGAAAGAGAAAGAGAGAGAGAGAGAGAGAGAGAAAGAGAAAGAGAGAGAAAAAGAGCGAACGAGAUUUUAAUAGACUGUAUAAUCCAUUCUUAUUCGCUAUAGAUACAGUUUCUCAGUAUUAAAUUGGGAAUAAACUGUCAAGUGUAAAAAUUGUCACAAUAAACUGUAGGGUUCGACAGGUGAUUAUUUACACAUAUAUACAAACGUACACACACACACAAUUCAAAAAAUCAUUUUAUACGUUCCUUGUGGUAUUUUCUGCCUUCACGUAAAUGUUUGGUACACAUUUGUGUGUAUAAGUGAUCCCCAUGGAAGACAAGUAUCACCAAUUGUACCAAUUUGUGUUCAACGUGGAUUGUUAUAGAAAUUCUACUUUUCUUUUUAAUUACACGAUAAGAAGAACUGACUAUAGUUUCGAGAUGCGUAAUAAUUACCACUAUUAUUGACUUUAAAAAUGCAAAGGUAUCAAUGCCAGUAAAUAUAAACUGACUUAAAAAUCUUAAUAUACUUGUUAUUUAACCACUUGCGGUGCAAAGAAAUUUACGGUCGCGCGUGCCAGAACAGUCGAGUGCAAAUCACUUCGGAGCGCGUUCAGGCAGCGUUCAGGGGGUUCCAGAAGAGAAUAAAAUAAAGACGCAUCAACUGAUGAUAAAAUUACAUAUGUAUGAAUACUAAUCUUAUUUAUUAAUAAAUAAAUGCGUCACAGUUGACGUGACAUGCACGUCAUUUUCUUUUCUGCAACAAUCGCCUGACGACGUGUGUAACACGUCGCUGGCGUUCCGGUAACAGAAGCAUCUCGACGUGCGUGGCACGUCUUUGCACCGCAAGUGGUUAAAUAGCUUGCUUGCAGAAUUAUGGGCAUAAGUAAUAAGCUUCUAAAAUAAAUGAAUAAAAAAGCAAAUAUAUAUACAACUAAUUCUGGCUCCAAGUUAUUUUCAAAUUACAUUAAAGCAUUAAAUCCAGGAAAUCAUAUAU